Messenger RNA from Pseudomassariella vexata, 1144 nucleotides. Its product is annotated as short chain dehydrogenase. NCBI's taxonomy places the organism in Eukaryota, Fungi, Ascomycota, Sordariomycetes, Amphisphaeriales, Pseudomassariaceae. Gene Ontology annotation, molecular function: oxidoreductase activity. The coding region runs from base 70 to 981 and encodes 303 amino acids. The record is from RefSeq and is a predicted model, not a curated record. The transcript has 3 exons.
CGACGACUUGGCCCAGCAAUGUUAGUCCGGCCCAGUUGAGCUCACAGAGAGAAUUAUCAGUUAACUAAGAUGACAGCAAUACUCAAUAUGGACACUGGAAGCUUGUUUAAAGUCGAUGGGAUGGUGGCAGCCAUCACCGGAGGCGGAACUGGUAUCGGAUUGAUGAUGGCAAAGGCACUUGCCAACGCCGGGGCGAAGAAAGUUUACAUAUUGGGACGGCGAAAAGACAAGCUUGACGCUGCCGCCUCCGAGACCCCAGCACUGAUUCCUCUAGAAUGCGACGUGACGAGCAAAGAAUCGCUCCAGUCAGUUGUAGACUUUAUUACCAUAGACACCGGUUACAUCAACCUCCUCCUAGCCAACUCAGGUGUUGUAGGCCCCACCAAGCGAUACGAUCCCAAUCUUUCAAUCUCAGAACUGAGAAAGUCCAUCUUCGAAGAUGUGUCCAUGGACGAGUUCACCCAGACCUUUCACGUCAAUGUCACGGGUGCCUUCUUCACCAUGAUGGCUUUCAUCGAGCUUCUGGAUGCGGGCAACAAAAAUGCACUCAAGGGCGGAUUUGGAGCUCCGCUGAAGGCAGGCGGCCCGGUGCCUUCGAUCCAAAGCCAGAUUAUUACCACGGCCAGUAUUGCGGCCUACAGCCGGGCCACGUUCUCGACUCCGGCGUACUCGGGCAGCAAGGCGGCUAUUGCGCAUCUUACGAAGCAUGCAUCGAGUAACCUGGUGAAGUACGGGAUUAGAGUAAAUGCUAUUGCUCCUGGCUUGUUCCCUUCCGACAUGUCGCAGCACUUAAUGGCCUCACGAGAUCCGGCAACCGAGUCCAUUGAUGAUCCUCGCUUUAUUCCUGCGGGUCGCUUCGGCGGCGACGAGGAAAUGGGCGGCACAAUUCUCUACUUGGCUGGUCGCGCUGGCGCUUUCAAUAAUGGCAUGAUUCUUGUUAUGGAUGGAGGGAGGUUGUCUGUCAUGCCGUCUGCGUAUUGAUUGGACAAUCCCUGCAUUACUUUGUAGGUGGCCACUGGAUAAACCUCUCUCGAAAUCAACUUGGUUAUAGCAAAAGAAUGUGUAAACGAAAACAAGGCUUGGCCCUAGCUAAGUACAUAUAGCAAACGACGUCAGAAGUAAUUAAACAAUGUGUGACUAUCAA